Hemiscyllium ocellatum (epaulette shark) is the source of this 5428-nucleotide messenger RNA. RefSeq names its product tripartite motif containing 66 (gene trim66). The record is from RefSeq and is a predicted model, not a curated record. Gene Ontology annotation, molecular function: zinc ion binding; protein binding. Lineage: Eukaryota; Metazoa; Chordata; Chondrichthyes; Orectolobiformes; Hemiscylliidae. The transcript has 19 exons. The coding region runs from base 186 to 3872 and encodes 1228 amino acids.
UACUGUACUGUGAAGCCUUUACCUUCGCGAUUUUUUUUUAACAGUCUGGCUUGUUUUGCUUUUCUCUCGGGGAAUGAUGUCAUUUAAAAUAGCAGCCCUUCACAUCACUGCCAUCCAGGGAUCCUGCAACUGCGCGUAGGGGGUGGUGAAAAAGGUCAAACGUUUGCUUUGAAAGCAGAGGAAAUAUGGACCGAGUUGCUGAUUGCGUUAUGAGCAAUGAAGCAAGGAAUGAAUGGAAGAGUAACUCUACAGAAGACGAAUGUAAUCUGUUCAAGACCUGCUUGGUUUGCAAAUUGGAGUUUACAAAUCGUGAGCCCAGAUUGCUGCCUUGUCUCCAUUCGUUCUGUAGAGAUUGUGUGCCGACUCGGAACCGCAGCUUCUGCCCCAGCCCUACCACCUCAGCCUACCAGGAGAGGAGCAGCGAAGAAGGCAUUAUCUGUUGCCCUGCUUGCAGGCAAACGUGUUUCACAAGUGAUGUAGUGGAGAAUGUCUUCAUCAGAGACUAUCCCCAAGUAAUACAAAAGAUGGAAAAGCACUGCUCAGACUGCAAAGAAAAGAAACCAGCUCUCUAUUCCUGUUCAGACUGCAAUAAAUGGCUUUGCAGUACAUGUUCAGAAGAACAUGUGCUUGGGAAGGAGACAAAACAUCACAAAUUGUCAAUUCCUGAGCAUACUGCAGGUGACAGGAGUGAGGUUGAUGAGUUUCCACUCUUUUGUCCGCUUCACACUAAAGAGCCAAUGAAGCUGUUCUGUGAGACCUGCGAUGUGCUGGCCUGCUGGAACUGCCAGCUAACACAACACAAAGGUCAUAGUUUCAAAUAUCUAGAAGAUGCUUUGCAAAAUCAGAAGAUGGUUUUGGAGGAAUUAACACUGAAAAUGGAAGAGAAAAAAGUCAGCAUCCAGAACACAGCAAAACAAGUGGAGGACAGGUUAAAUGAAGUAAAGCAAAUACGAAUAAAGGUUGAAAAUCAGAUUAAGAUGGCGAAGAUGAUCAUGAUGAAUGAAUUAAACAAACGAGUGAAUGUUCUCAUGGACCAGUUGGAGAAUAUCACAAAUGAACGAAAGCUCAAACUGGAGCACCAGCUUCAAGCAGUGAUGGGUUUGUGCAAGCACUUAGAGCAUGUAUUGAACUUCAUCAAUUGGGCAGUCUCUAAGAAGAAUGAUAUUCCAUUCUUAUUCAGCAAGGAACUGAUCUUGUUUCAGAUGCGUCGUUUGCUAGAAACACAGUGCAAUGUAGAUUUGGGUCCCUCCAUGAUUCAGUUUCGUUGGGACUCUACCAUGUGGACUAAACAGCUCUCUACUUUAGGCCAUUUGUCAUUUGAUUGUGAAAAUACAACUCGCCAGGAAUGCCAGGCCUCGUUCCGUCAAGGAACAGCACCAUUACCUUGUGAAAUUGCUAAUCAUGGACCAAGUUUACAGCCUUCCCUUCUGUGCCAGAAGGCUGGCCAGCAAUAUUCAGUUUGUAACAGUCAUUGUCCAGACGUGCAUCCACUUCACAAAGAGCACGAGACAUUAAAUUGUUUGCAGCAUCAUCAAAAUUUGGGCCAAAUUCCAGGACAUUUGCAACAUCAGCUCCCAAUGCAGUAUAGUAGCAUACACCAGAGUCGAUCUCAACAGAAAUAUUUUUCACGCCCAUUGCCAGUACAGCCAAUACCAACUUUGCAACAAUGGCACGUAUCUCAGACUGGAGUGGAGCACAGCCCAGUUUUACUAGGACAUCUACAAGCAUCACACCUACAGCAGAAUUUGCAUCCAGCAUAUGCCAUGCAGCAACAAAGAAAUAUGAAACCGAUGCAUAUGGUGGCUUUGCAACAACCAAAACAACUUGUGCACCAGCCACAACCACAGAAACAGCACUGCCAAAUACAGUAUUCGAAACAAUCAGUGUUGCCACCCUAUCCUGUGAAGCAACAACUACAGCUACAACUGCCUAUGGGGGAAGCACAGGGCAAACAUCAUACAGAGGAAAGAAAGCAACAGAGCACAGCCUCAAAACAAACAUGCCAACCAAAUCAAAUGCCAGUGGGCCUCAAGGAUUUGUUGGAGCAGCCACAGCAACUUAACCAGAAUGUACAGCAUGCCCGGGAUAUCAAUUUAGCACAAAAUUCUAUUAUGAGGCAACCUCUUAGAAAGAAACAGGAAAUGCCAGUGGAACUACAGCAUGUUGAUCUUCAAAAAGUAGCAGUAAAUGAUCAGGAUCAGCAGACUGAACUGGGCAAGCAAAGUAACAAUAACCAGUUGCACAAUCACAUUGGUGUUGAGGAACAGCAAAGUGUAAAUUUUCAUCGAACAAGCACCAUUACUCUCCAACCAGUGGAUUUAGUGGGAAUAAGUAACACACUUGGGAAGCAACCAAUUACUUCAAGGUCGACAAAGAAGCCUUCAACUACUAUGAAAAAAAGGGGCAAGCGCUCUGCUUCAGGCCAAAUGAAAUGCAGGCUGCCAUUGGAUGAAGAGUCUUCACACAUUGCACCUUCACUUAUUGAACAGCAAUCCCAGUUGACUGCGCAAAGAUCUGAUGACUGCAAUCAGGAUCUUUUGGCUGAGAAUGUAGUAGUAAAUGGGGAACCAAAGAGCACAGAGUAUAAGUCUGAAGAAAGUAAUAGCAAAUUACCCAAGGAACCUAUGAAAGUUAAACCAGUCUCUCUAGAAGAGAAUAGUUUCAAAGAACCGAUUAACCUUUCUGUGAAUGUUGGAUGUCCUGCAACAAAUGGACUUCAUGAUUCAAAGAUGGAUUCACUGGAUGGAGCACCACAUGACAUGGGAAGCACCAGGACUCAGAUUGAUGGAGUGAAGGUCCCUUAUGUGCGGUUAGAGCGAUUACCAAUCUGUGCACCAUCUACUGGCCAACUCCCUGUCUUCAAACUGCAGCCGGAUGUUGAUGAAAGUGAAGGUAGCCUAAUGUUUACGGGCACUGAAACCUCUCAUACUACAACAAAGAACAUUACACUGGACAACACACUCACUCCUCCAAAUUCAAACCCUCCACCCCCACAACAAAGUGAGCUCGAUGACGCACAGAUAACUCCUGACUUGUCUCCUGAAGUUGUUGCAUCUCCCUCUCCUUUGGAUGACAAACCUUCAGAAAAAUCUGUUCAAGAAUUGUCGCCUCAGACAACCUCAGUAGUAGCAGGUGCUACUGACAACAACGAAGAUUAUUGCGCAGUUUGUUUGAAUGGUGGAGAGCUGUUGUGCUGUGAUCGAUGCCCGAAGGUUUUCCAUCUUGCUUGCCAUGUGCCUUCCCUGCUCAGCUUCCCAAUGGGUGAGUGGUUGUGUACAAUGUGUCGGAAUGUUGUGAUGCCAGAAGUGGAAUAUGAUUGUGAAAACGCACGACAUAUAAGUGAAAACAGGGGGAUAAGAACAUUACAAGGUCUUUCCAUUGGUGAUCAAAGGAAAUGUGAAAAGCUGGUACUACACCUUUACUGCCAUCCGCUAAGCCUGCCAUUCCAUGAGCCUGUCAGCCCUUUGGCACGUCACUACUACCAGAUUAUCAAAAGGCCAAUGGAUCUUUCUACAAUCAGGGCAAAACUUCAGAAAAAGAAUCCCCUUCAUUACUACACACCAGAAGAGUUUAUUUCUGACGUUCACCUCAUGCUUAUGAAUUGUGCAAAAUUUAAUUAUCCAGAUUCUGAGGUGGCCCAAGCUGGAAGAAGCUUAGAAGCAUGUUUUGAAAAGAACUUAAAAGAAAUAUAUCCAGACAAAAGCUUGGCAGGAACAAUCCAAGAUGAUUCUGACUCUGAAGAAAUUGAUAAUGAAAAUGGAAUGGUUACUAUCAACGGAUUUACUUGGCCAACAGAAGAAAAGGAGCAUGUGAAGCCAAAGAGAAGACGCAGACAUGGUGGAAGCCACAACCAUAAGGACAAUAGAAUCUAAACGGCACUCCUGGCUGAAAGCAUAGAUAUUGUAAAAUGGUGAUUAAUCCUUUUUCUCUCUUUUUUUUCCACUUUCAAUAAAUCCAUAGCUGUUUCUUUCAUUUUUUUAAUAACUUGUUUGUUUGCUGUAAAAUCUUUGGACCUCUCAGGAAUAUGGAUAUCAACUUCCCUGAAGUAAAACUGUAAAUGAUUAUACCAGUUCCUUUCAUAGGUUAUUGUACAGAGGUUACACUGGAUGAGAUUGGACACAAUGAAUUAUUGACCCAUCUUCUGUAUGGUAGAUUUGUGCAACUUGCCUAAAUUUGCAUUGCGCAUGGUGAGGAAACAGCUUUAUCGGUGAUUGUCUCUGCAAGUUAUGGGGAACUGCUGCUGUUGAUUAACUAGUUAGCUUCCAAUAUAUUUGUGAAAUGAAAAGAGUGAAAUUAUGAUUUACUCAAAUUUCUUCUGUUUGGGGCUCUCCUGAUUGUCCUCGUUAACUUUGGUGGACAAUUUCAAGGGACUGUCUAUGAAAUAACACAAAUAUUGACCCUUGAAAAAAUUUCACUCUCAGUAGAAUGUAGACUCUAUUUUUUUAAAUCAAAUGUUUAAGUUGUGAUAUUCCUGUCAGGAUAUAUUUUGUGUUUUAUGGUGGCCUGAUGUGCGUUCCUUGAGGAAUAUAAACUUGUAUUUAUUUUUCCAUAUUGAUUGUUGCAAGUUAGAACAAGCUACUUUCUCAUUCUGAAUGUCAUGGUGAUGGGAAUCACUCUUGGUUUGUUUUGGGAUGGAGUUUAUUUUUCUGUUGACUGUUGAAGGGAAGUUUUGUCAACUGCACACUUUUUUUUGAAAAAUUCAACUUGUUAAUUUGCAGAGAUUUUGAUUGUAAAGCUUUUAGAAACUUUGUUGGUUUACAAAUUCUCAAUGUUCACAGAAUUUCCAACAGCAGGAUGCUGUCAAUAUUGUGUUGUAUAACCCUGUUUUUCAACUUUUUAUGUGUUGAUUUGAAAACCAAAACAAUGGCAAAGGCAUGAGAAGACCUUUUGAGGAGGCACUAUUUGUGCAGUUGGCUUGGCUAUGGCCAUGAUUAAUGAUCUCUGGUCUAAAUUUGUAGUGUGAGCUAUUUUACUUUAUAAGAAAAAGAACUGCAAAUAUGCUGACAGUCUAUCAUGAGUAACCUUCCAAAAUAAGAUGAAGAGUUCCAGCAUAAAGGCCUGUGGCCAAUUCUUCAAAAUAGAGACUGCUCUGUAGUCUUAGAUUGAUGAUUGGGAGAACAAAAUAACCCUACAGGUCAAUACAAAAGUACUGUUAUCAAAUGUGAGAAUUUCUGUUAGAAAACUGGUAAAGUAAUGGGAUGAAAAAUUAUGUUGAAGUAAAUGCAAGAGCAGUACUUUUUCUACAGAUAUAGUUGAGAAAUGUCUUCCUCAGCAUUGCUGUUCAUGCUGAUUGAUGCUUAUCUUUCAAAGAAAAUGAUACAUUCAACCAUUGUACAUGACAGGAGAUGCAUAAGUUGUGAGCAGGUUAUAAUUAAACUGUAACAGUACUGUGUUCAAUCCAUUCUUGUUACUACUAAUAAAGCUGGUU